Messenger RNA from Varroa destructor (honeybee mite), 2939 nucleotides. RefSeq lists its product as uncharacterized. The record is from RefSeq and is a predicted model, not a curated record. NCBI's taxonomy places the organism in Eukaryota, Metazoa, Arthropoda, Arachnida, Mesostigmata, Varroidae.
AUGAUAGAUAUACUGUAGGCUAUUAAAAGCCAAUCCAGCGGAUUUUGAAAUAGAAUGACAUUUGAACUACGUAUGGUUAGCAGACGGUCUUCUAAAAGCUUGUGAGUGAACAAGUUGAGUUUACUUUAAGGGAAAUAACUUCAGAAGGAAAUACGUCUCUUAGUUUCGAAAAUCAACGCUCAAUGGUCAAGUUUUUGUUUCUCGAAGGCCAAAGCCACAAACUUAUGUAGGUUUAGUGAAAGCCUUAGGCAAGAACGCUUUAAGCGAAUGUACAGUAUGUCUCGAGAACGCAGAUUGGAGAGUUGAAGACCAGCGAAGAGGUGAUCAAAUGUCGGAGCCCGAAGCCUUAAAACGCAUUGCUUCAAUCGAAAAGACUUUUCACGACAGCAAAGUUUCGAAUCUAAAGGCUUUGUGAGCCGAAAUUGGCAUUUCACAUGCAACAUGUUACAGAACUAUAAUCUAAUCACUGACAAUGCGGUAACUAAGUAAGAAAUAGUGACCGUGUUAAUUGAUGCCAGGCUUAUUAGAAAUGCGUAUGGUGUAUUCUACUUGUGGAACUAACAAAACCUGGCUGGAACAUAUGGUCGCCAUACAGGAGGCAUCGUUCAAAAUCUACCUUCAGCCAAAGAAAGAACGGAGUUGCCUUGGAGAGAAAUCAAGUUCGGUGGUGAUCUCAAGUAACUUUGGACAUAAAGCUACGGUAACAGUCACAAUGGAUAUCAGGGGCAACCACAACUAUGUACUAGCCGAAAAUAAACACAGCCUGCUAUCUCGGGCUUUUCAAGAGGUUCAUGGACAGUUGGCACGCCAGUCGAAAGCACGCAAUCUGGUUACAACGUCAGACCUCGUCGCCACGCUUCAGUUACUUUCUGGAUUGAGCAAAGACAUGUGCGGGACAAUACUUUUGAAUGCAUUGCAGGUAGGCAAACUAUCAUGUGGUCAUCAGAUCUGUGGAGCUUGUUUUCGUGGUGCUCAGUCAACCGUCGAGAAAUGCUAUCUCUGUAUUUUAAAUGCUGCAGAGCUAAACAGAUCGAACAUGCGAGUUAUUUCGGCAGCCAGUAGUGAUGCCGAGACCCUACAAGGUCUGGACAAGGAUGAUGGCAAAGAAAUUGAAAGAGCGAAAGAAAACCUGUUUUGUAUAAAUGAUGGAUGCGACUUCAUAGGUUCGAGUGUUGAAUUGGCACCUCAUAGGGAGCAUUGCAAAUUUCGACUGCUGUCAGGUUACGAUUCCGAAAGUCUUGAAUUAUCGGUCGCCUCAUCUAUGGAAAACGCUGCGAAUUCUAAGCGACAACUUACACUCAUUGGGCUAUCAAAACAGAUGGAUGACGUGACGGAACGGCUCAAUGCAGUUACUAAAAAACUCGAAAACUGGCAACGAACGAACGGCCGAGAAAAUCAUGAAGGGACUCAGAAAACUGCUGAAGGAGGUUAUAAAGCGAAGGCAGAACUAUUCCGAAAUGGUUUCUUCGAAAUAGCUUUAACUGCCAUGAUUACCGCUUUCAUUGUUCAUUGGUACUCUGUCAACAGGGACUUCUCUGUAGUUCGUGAAAACGAAGGCAUCGCUGCACAAUCCUUAGCUAGUGGUCCUCGAGGCAUUGCAUUUUCGUUUUCGGGAAUCGAUGAGCUUAUAGCCAAGGCCCGCUUCAACAAACGAGACAUGCUCAUAUCCAAACCGAUACGUAUGGAACAGUACAAAGUAAAGCUCGGUUUUGGUGGUUCGUUAAGUCCUGAUGGCAAUGAAGUAAAUCUGUGGGUAAGCGCCAUAAUUAACAAAAAUGAUGACAAUGACUGGCCCGUCGGCGAAGUUCUUCGGCUAGCCCUAGAGCACCCAGAUCCCGAAAGAAGAAGAAGCUACGAUUUUCUGUCAGACCAUGCGGGAACGUGGAAAGAAAACAUCAGAGUGCAUAAAGGUAAAUUGGUGUUCCGCCAAAUGCAGGUUGAGACAACGAAAACGACGAAAUAUCUGCGGUUUUCCUGUCUUCUCACUUAUGAGGAAGCUCUUGCUGCUGGGUAUGUUAAGCACGACAGCGCUUCUGUGGGACUUUCUAUUCGUAUCUGAGCUCAUAACGAACAUGCAUUGGUACAAACUAUGUGCCUAUGCAUAGGAAAAAAUACCUUACCGAAAUCUUAUUGACAACUAAAUGAACCCCAUAUGAAUCAACAAAUGUGUAUUCUUUUUUAAGUGAUGUAUAUGUGAAAUAUAUGUAUAUUUAUAAUAUGAGAUCUAUGUUAUUUUCCAUGUACUGAUAUGUGCCAUAACGAACAUAAAUAAGCGGUGAGGCGAUCGUAACAUCCUGACAAAUGCCGUGUGAUUUAGACCGCUAAUACUAGAAAACUGCAGCAACGACCACGUAUUGUCUAUAGCAUUUUGGUGCGUGUCUAACCACGCCAAAGAAGUCCGCUAUACACAUUUGAGUUAGACUCUGAACGCUAAUCCUAGCUGCUCUUAAAUGAAGUCGAAUGUUUUGAAUGCAGGAAGAACUGGAUCAACUGAUUACACUUUUGUAUAAAUCUUUCGCAAAACAGUGUACUCCUCUUGUUUUCCUAAUCUGUUCACUCAUAUAAAAUUGAAGUGAUUCCAAACUUGAUACAUUGACAUUCGGGUUUUAACUUUCGAAAUGGCACAAGCGCGUUUCGUCCGCCGACAUUGAAAGCCAAUUUAAACGUUCUGUUAUUGUAAACUGCUCUGGACAGCAGUGUUGUCCAGAGUGCGUAUUAAUAUUAGUAGGUUAGUACAUUAUGUUUAUGCAAAGCCUCGUACUGGACAACCUAGGAAUUUAUACUUGUAUCGACUAUUAUAUGAAUUAUAAAAAUAUCGUUAAGUAACGUAAAACUAUUUAUUAUCAUUCCACGAUUUAUUUGGCGUCACCUGUACACAAGGACAUGAGUGAGACGUAAUGAAAUAUUUGAAUAGUAAAUAAAAAGCGAUUUUCGUCAAA